Messenger RNA from Phaethon lepturus (White-tailed tropicbird), 336 nucleotides. RefSeq names its product cystatin-like. Gene Ontology annotation, molecular function: cysteine-type endopeptidase inhibitor activity. The record is from RefSeq and is a predicted model, not a curated record. Lineage: Eukaryota; Metazoa; Chordata; Aves; Phaethontiformes; Phaethontidae. The transcript is spliced from 2 exons. The annotation marks the transcript as partial.
UCUCCGGCGCUGUUGGCCGCCGUCCUGCUGUUCGUCGGUGUCGUGCUGGGCGGUGAGGACCGCCCGCGGCUCAUAGGGGCCCCGGUGGACAUCGCCAACGCCGACAACGAUGAGGGCCUGCAGCGGGCCCUGCAGUUCGCCAUGGCGGAGUACAACAAGGCCAGCAACGACAUGUACUCCAGCCGGGUGGUGCGGAUCAUCAGCGCCAAGAGGCAGGGGGGGAUUGUGUCUGGAAUCAAGUACAUAAUGAAAGUUGAGGUUGGCCGGACAACUUGUCCAAAACCAGCAACUGAUCUCCAGAGCUGCGCUUUCCAUGAUGCACCGCAAAUGGCUAAG